AAUAACAUUUCAAAUCUCUACAAAAACUAAAGGUUUAAUGGACAAAAAUUUGCACUUAUGUAUAAAAAACUUAGCUAGGAAAAUAAAUAAAUUUACAAAAAAUUAAUUGUAACGUGCUGAAGUGUUUCCAGAAAAGUGCCUUUAUGCAUCAGACGUUUAGCCAACGGUCCGUGGUAUUCUGGUAGCCAGACUAACCAUCAAAACAAGAGCUCUGAUGCCACCCAGUGUUCAAUCUUUGAUCAGACUUGUACAACAUACAGAACUACAGACUGCUGAUGUCUUAAUUUUUGCUCUCAGUGAUGUUUUAGAAAGUAAUAAACAUAAGCCUACUUACUUGCCUAAUUUAUCUGACAAACGCAUACAGCUCUUGCAUAUGUGACAUAGUGUCCUCACACAUGUACGAACAAAAACACCUUGUGUUUAUUUAUACAACACAGUUAUCCGUCUAUCUGCAUGAGAAGUAUGUUUUUAAUAUGGGUCAGUGGUCUCUGGUUCUCUGGUCUGUUCACGAGCGUCCCACUCCCAUGUAAAGUGCACGAUCACGCAACACCCCUCGAUCUGACGCCAGUCGAGACUCACACCAUUUACGGAAUCAAGGUGACGCGGUUCGUAAUUAGGGACGACAUUUAAAGGACCACGAGUGUCCCGAAAGAAAAGUCCGCGAUGGCUUCAACACCGUCCGCCUCAGCGCUGUCCGCUGUUCUCCGGUGUCAGGGCAAUAUACUCGCCCGAAAGCAGGCGAACAAGACGCGGCCCGCGGCAUCGGUGUACGGGCUCGGGAUGAAGUCUUCUGACAGGUCGUAUUUUCGUGCGCUCUUGGGAUACUUAUUUCACUGGGAGAAAUUGGAGAUUCCGGGUCUUUUGUCUGUUUCGAGGCGCUGUUCAAGACAAUCUGCUAAAAGAAACCCCGAAGCCAAAGAUCAGCUGUUUAAAAACUCGCUUUUGUCAAAGAACUGCAACAAAACGAAGCUCAAGUCGGAUUGUAACGGUGCUGCGUUUCAAUCUGAGCGGAAUAGUAUUUUAUCCCGAAGCAACCUGGUUCUACGAGUGGGUGACACGCAUUUGAGACAAAACAUUUCGGAGCGUCCACGGACUUUCUGUGUUUGUAUAGUUUGUGCUCAGAAGAGCACUUUGAACCACAAUGAAACGGAUUCGUUAUUUCCUCUCGGUUUGCUGUCGUUAUUAAAGAAUAGACUGCUGUGUCUAACAGCUGCAGUGUCUGACACCGUGCGGAUGAGACUGGAAAUAGACCGGACGAACCAGAUCGAUCCGGAUUGUGAUAAGCUGAGUGGAUGUGUUCAGUAUAACACAAAAGACCACAAGAAAGCUGAAUCUGAGACUUGGCAGAGAGAAGCUUCUGAACCUGAGGAAUGAAUCUCCUGCAGAUCGUUUGGACAACUUGCACCUUACACAAAUGCACCUUCAGGCUGUCUAAAGAUUGAGAGACAUAUUGAUUGGCUAAUAUGUGGAUUUUUGUAAUGCCAGUGUAACCGCACUGUAUGUUCUGGCUUGCAUUGUCUUGUAUGAAUGUGCUCUGUCAUGGUAUAGCUUUUAUACUUUUAAUACUGUAUUGUUGUACACAUGAAGUUUGCCUUAGGAAUAAUGAAUGUAAAAAUAUUAUUUUAACGUUAAGGAAAUGUACAAACUGCUAACCAUGAGCAGACCUAAUAUCAAAUUAUAAAAAAAGCUGUUGAAUAGACAAAAUGGAAAGUGAUGUUGCAAUGUGCGCCUGAGUUUCUGGCUAAUAUCAAAUAACAUAUUCAACGGCUGUAUCAAUAAUAUUUUUUAGUACAAGAGUAAUCUUGAUUGUGUAAUAAUGCUUAAUUAAUGUAUUCUAU
Messenger RNA from Triplophysa rosa, 1838 nucleotides. RefSeq lists its product as uncharacterized. The transcript has 2 exons. The record is from RefSeq and is a predicted model, not a curated record. Bases 664 to 1374 code for a protein of 236 amino acids. NCBI's taxonomy places the organism in Eukaryota, Metazoa, Chordata, Actinopteri, Cypriniformes, Nemacheilidae.